GCGCCGGAGGGACCCGGGGAUACAAAGACUGCGCCGCUAGGAGCCAAGCGCGGCAGGGGUCCUGAGGGAAUGAAUGGGGACAGCCCGGCCAAUCCGAGGGCAGGAUUCGCAGCCGCGAGAGCAGAGAGCCAGUCGGAGUCCGGCGCGGCCAAUCGGCUGUGAGGACAAGGCCAUGGGGCGGAUCCGCGCGGAGUUUCAAAUCGGCUGGGGUGGGCGAGGGCCAGCUGUGUUCGGCGUCCGGUCCGCGUUAAGACCUGUCGGGGUCUAGUGAGCCGAACACACUCUUGGCCAGCCAGAUGGCUUCCAGGUGGCCCAGCGUGGGGACCUCCAUGCGCCAGAGAUCUCGCCAGGACCAGGAACAGCUGGAGGAGAGUGAGGUGCUGCAGCCUGCGGCUGGCCAUCUGGAGACCUCCAAUGGGGCCCUGGGCUCCCUGUGCAGACAGUUCCAAAGGAGGCUGCCCCUGAGAGCAGUCAGCCUCAACCUUGGGGCGGGCUCCUCCUGGAAACGCCUGGAAACCCCAGAGCCAGGGCAGCAGGGCCUCCAGGCUGCGGCUCGCUCUGCUAAGAACGCCUUGGGAGCCAUGUCCCAGAGAAUCCAGGAGUCCUGCCAAAGUGGCACCAAGUGGCUGGUGGAAACCCAGGUGAAAGCCAGGAGGAGGAAGAGAGGGGCACAGAAGGGCAGGAGUCCCCCAACUCGCAGCCUGAGCCAGAAAAACAGCCGGCUGUCUGAAGGUGCCCCUGCCCACUCUACCCUGGAGCCCUGGGCAAGGGAGUAUCACCACCUCUCCGCCCAGAUGUGUCCUCGUGCCCACCCACUGAGGCGGUGCAGAAGGGAGGCAGCCUUCCGGAGCCCCUACUCCUCAACAGAGCCCCUCUGCUCCCCCAGUGAAUCUGACAGUGACCUAGAGCCUGUGGGGGCAGGAAUUCAGCACCUCCAGAGGUUGUCCCAAGAGCUGGAUGAGGUUAUUGUGGCUGAAGAGAGUGGCGACAUGACCGUUUCUCUCGUCUGUGACUGAGGAUGGUGCCCUUCAGGUAAUGCCCUCCUCCCAGGCAUCCUCACAUUCUUCCUGGUCCUCCUCUUCAUGCAUAAACACAUAUACAUAUUUGGAGGCGUGUUGCAGAACUGAGCAUUUUCUGGAAAACCCUGCAGAGCUGAUAGGCCCAGAAGUUUGCAAGCCUGCCUACCUGCUCAGAGCCAGAGCCGCUGACCUCACCGACCGCAUCACUAACUGAGCACACAGGGGCCCCCAGGUGGCUAGAGCCACCUUCCAGCUCCUCGUUUUGGGGGGAAGGCUCUGGUGUCCCCACUGAGCACUGUGGGGGGCUCAAAGGAAGUUUUGUCUUGCAGAAAGCAGGUCAGGUCUGACCACCACGCCCCCACGCCCAGGAGGCAGCAGUUGCUGCUGCCACCAGGAUUUGACUAACAAGGGCUGGGGUGGAGGCUGCUCUGGGGCCUCUGCUCACCUUCUCUGGCCACAUCUGGGCCCACCAAAGACUGCCUGCCAUGGCCUGGGGGGUACUCAGGGAGACCUUAGAGAGUGGGUGGGGGAACUGUUCACUCUAUUCCAUUUUGGGGCUUAGAAAUUCAUCCCACGUCUGAGUCUAUGCAACAUGAAGUGCAGGCACUAGAAGACAUUUGAGAGCUCUGAGACCCUGAGCCCACAGGUCCCUAUGUAGGCUCUGAGCACAUGGUACUGUGGGCAUAUGGGGAGGGGGUUCUGCUCAGUAGAAUUUUUGCACCCUUUGUAAAUUAUUUAAGAAAUCUGCUUAGUCGUUUUAUUAGAAAGAAACCAGUGUGUGACUUUCCUUGAUAAUGUUGCUUUUUAAUAAUAAAGACCUUCUA
This is a messenger RNA of Manis pentadactyla (Chinese pangolin), 1843 nucleotides long. It is a transcript of the gene PIMREG, whose product is annotated as PICALM interacting mitotic regulator. NCBI's taxonomy places the organism in Eukaryota, Metazoa, Chordata, Mammalia, Pholidota, Manidae. Bases 297 to 1016 code for a protein of 239 amino acids. The transcript is spliced from 5 exons. The record is from RefSeq and is a predicted model, not a curated record.